AACGAGAAGAAAAAAAUGUGAAAGAAGUUAUAAAAGAAUAUUUAAAAAUAGUAAAAAAGGCGCGAAGAAGAGCGAAUUUCGUCCGCCAGUGGUCAGCACCAUCCGCGUGCAGCCACAUCCGUCCAUCGAUACGGAGCUGCAUGUCGAACAAUGUCUCCUCCAAAUAGAGCUACCAUCCUAAUAGUCGGCCUUACCCGACUAACUCUUCAUCCAAAGUCAUAUCUUACACCUUAAUGCCGAUAUUAAUAACAAUAUCUUUUACUAUAAAAGUCACAUAAGUCGACCGUCUACGGCCACACCAAUGAAGUUGUCACAGCGGUUAAUCAAGCGCACCACAAGUGGCGACGGUCGUUUUUUUACUUGUCUGGGUUGGUUUUUUUCGUGUCUGCACAACGGAUGCGUUGAAGAUUGAGACGACCGAGACGCUUUUACCCAGUGUCAAAUGGCUCGACUAGAUGUUGCUACCUAGCUCCGAAUGGUUAUGAUAAAAGAUCGUGUUUAUUAACUACCCUAUACAAAUCCGGCUGUUUGCGAAGAGAAUGGAUGAGAUGUUAGAAUUCACGUUUGUCCGUCUCAUACUUUCCUGUCCGUCUGUGUUUGGUUGAGUGUUGCUGCCACCAUGGCUGAAUACAGAAGCCAUUGGCAUCCCAGUUUCCUAUUUUCUGCCAACUGUAUUUCUGAAGAAAACUUUCUUUCUUCAAUAUGAAGUUGAUACAAAAUCUGUUGACUUCAGUCUGAUAAAACAUAAUCUGACUAAAUCAGCUGACAGGACUACUGUCUUCUAUCUAAAUUCAAAAUAAACCAUCAUGCAGAAUACCGCCUACCCUUGGGUGAGUUCAUCUUCCCUCAAUCAGAAAAGCUGGCCUCCCGGUUAUCAGGCAAGUCUUACUGAUCUUUUUUUGAAAAAAAAUCCAUUACACUUUGGAACUGGCAUAUCUCAAUUGGCAGCUGCUUCCACUUAUAUUGAGAAGAUGUCUACAUUCAACGAACGUACCCAUAAGUGCCCACACCCAGAUGCGAAGGAUAAGCCUUAUCCAUGUGAGAUUUGCCAACGAUAUUUUGCACUUUGUGACAAUGUUCAAAGAGAUAACAAUUCUUGUACUAGUGCAAGAUUGGCAGGCACCAGUGGCUCUCUAAAUCAAUGUCCUACAAUGCAAGAGAGGAAACCUUUAAACCUUGCUUCACCUACUAUUCCUAUGGACAAUAGACCACCACAAAAUCUUCCUGUCACAUCUUCUUCCAUGGCAAAUCGACCAAGAGCACCAUCAAAUAAACAGUUUAUUUGCCCUGUUUGUCAUAAAUAUUUCACACAAAAAGGGAACCUGAAGACCCAUAUGAUGAUUCAUACAGGUGAAAAACCAUAUUCUUGUAGCAUUUGUGGAAAAUGCUUUACACAAAAAGGUAAUGUUGAUACUCAUAUGAAAAUUCAUACUGGAGAAAAAGAAUUUGGCUGUGAUAAUUGUGGUAAACGUUUUACACAAAAAGGUAACUUGAAAACCCAUGUACGAAGUGUACAUACUAAAGAGAAGCCUUUUGCCUGUACUUUCUGUGGAAAAUCCUUUUCUCAGAAGGGGAAUAUGCAGACGCAUAUGAGAACGCACAAUAAAGAUGACAGGUUCCCAUGCACACUUUGUGGAAAAACUUUUUCUCAGAAAGGAAAUCUUAAAACUCAUAUCCAACGUCAUACAGGUCAAUUACCUUCUCGAAGAAAUUAUGCCUCUCGUGGUGGUUCAAAUCAUCCACCUAAUUCUGGUAUUCGGCGAUUAUCAUCUCAACUUCCUCAAUAUCCUAAUUCACAAUCUUCACCAUCUCAAUCCAUGGCACCAAAUCUUAGUUCUCCGAUGGCCACAGCAAAUGAUUCAAAAUUAGACCAGCAAAAUUUGCAAUUACCUGUUCCCACAUCAAGAUCUCUAAUGGGUGUUCCAUAUGGUGAUUUAUCUCAAAAUGAGUAUAAGACUCUUGAUUCACCAAUGUCACCACUUCAUCCAACACCUAGAAUUCCACCCAUUAAUCAGCUUCAGCGUCAGCAUAGCAUUUCUCCAAGUUCUCAUCCUUCUCAAAUUUCAAGUCCCUCUCCUAUUGGUGAAAUGCAUUCUUCGCCACCAGUUGUCCUUCACAACAAAGUACCACGUGCUCAAAAUUCACAAACUCCUAAUCAUCAAAUGGGAAAUGAUCCACUUUCGCCAAAUUCAAUUCAUUCUCCUCCUCCUCAUGUUUCUCAGCCUCGUAUUUCUAGUUCUCCACCUUUGGCCUGCCCAUCAGAUUUGUCAAAUACAAAUCCUGAUUCAAGGGCAUUUUAUUCUGCUCCAUCAACCCCCAUUCCUACACCUAUUGCUCCUUCACCUCGUUGGCUUCCACACAGUCAUAUCGCCAGAUCACAUUAUGAUACAUUUUUGCCUCAUUCUGGUCUGAGUUCCUACAAUCCCAUAUCUCAGCACACCACCCCUCUUUCGCGCCUCUCUCUUUUUGCUUCAAGCUCUAUGCCACAUCCUAAUUCUGAAUUACAUCAGAAUGAUUCAAAACAUGAUAAUUCCCCAACACUCCAUACACAGCAUUUGCACAAUUCUCAUCAGUAUCACCCUUCAGGCAGUCCUGAUUUUACUCAACUAUUGGAUUAAUUUUAUAAUUGAAGAAUAUUGUGAAGGCUAUUAAUGUAAGUAUAUCUUUAAAUGCUAUUGUGCCACAGUAAAGAUAAUCUUAAAAAAGAAAAAUUUAUAAGCCAAAUCAACCAGCUUCUCCAUCCUCUUAAAGAAUGACUUUUUUAAAAAAAGAAAAACUAAAAAAGCAAAAUGAUUUUCUGAAAAAUUCAGUACAGUUCAUUUGAAUAAAAAGUAAUCAAAUUAAAAGUUCAUAUUUAAA
Molecule: messenger RNA, 2859 nt
Organism: Centruroides sculpturatus (bark scorpion)
Lineage: Eukaryota; Metazoa; Arthropoda; Arachnida; Scorpiones; Buthidae
Product: zinc finger and BTB domain-containing protein 49-like
Exons: 2
Coding region: 807-2618 (603 amino acids)
Biological process (GO): regulation of DNA-templated transcription
Molecular function (GO): DNA-binding transcription factor activity, RNA polymerase II-specific; RNA polymerase II cis-regulatory region sequence-specific DNA binding
Source: RefSeq, a predicted model, not a curated record